AUGUCAUGCUCGCGUAGGAGUCUCGAGAUGACUUUCUCGAGAAACCUUCAACGGGCCUCAAUGUAUCAAAAACUGAGUACAUGGGAGUGCGGACCAAGGAUAGAGGAUAGUUCAACUUGUGCCGAUGGCACCGAAUUAAACAAGUUGGACUGUUUCAAGUACCUUGGAUCCAAAGUGACUUCCACAGACGACAUUGAUCAAGAAGGUCGGGCACUUAUUAAUGUAGCAUGGAUGAAAUGGAAAAUGGCAACAGGCAUACUGUGCGACAAGAAAGUCCCUGUUCGACUGAAGUCGAAGAUCUGCAGGACGGUUGUGUUGCCCUUUACGGAUGCAAGUGCUGGCGGACGACGAAAACCUUGGAAAGAGUGUUGCACGCGGAUGUUGAGGUUGACGAUAGGUGCUAAAAGACAACGUAUCAAACGACACUGUACGCUUCAUCUUCGGCGUCGUCCCGAUAACUGA
Necator americanus (New World hookworm) is the source of this 462-nucleotide messenger RNA. RefSeq lists its product as uncharacterized. The record is from RefSeq and is a predicted model, not a curated record. The coding region runs from base 1 to 462 and encodes 153 amino acids. The transcript has a single exon. Lineage: Eukaryota; Metazoa; Nematoda; Chromadorea; Rhabditida; Ancylostomatidae.